This is a messenger RNA of Centropristis striata (black sea bass), 1742 nucleotides long. RefSeq lists its product as uncharacterized. Lineage: Eukaryota; Metazoa; Chordata; Actinopteri; Perciformes; Serranidae. The transcript is spliced from 4 exons. Bases 468 to 1322 code for a protein of 284 amino acids. The record is from RefSeq and is a predicted model, not a curated record.
UAUUAUCAUAAACCGGGAAAAUCUCCUCCAUAAAUUGUGUUGUAUUUGAGGAACUAACACGACACAGUCUUGUAUUUGUAAUCACCACUGUUGCAAUAGGUUGUGAAUUACAGUGUGUAAGAUCUUUUAAAAUAAGUUGCUAUUGUAACUUAUUGUUGUUAAUGGAUGUUUUUACUGUUUCUCUACAAUUUAUAUAUAGUUUUUGCAAAUACAAGCUGUGGCGAUUGCAGUCAUGCUCAAGUGUGUCGUAUUUAUUCUAUGAAAUAAAGGCUUCAUUUACAAAUAUUUUUAUACAUUUUUCUAAAUCAUGUUCAUUUUGUUUUCGGUCUCUUGUUUUCAUUUUCUCUGAUAAUUUUUCUUACUUUCUCUUUCAUAAUGUGUCUUUUUUGUGUGUGUUUUUUUUUGUCUCUUUGUAGCCGUUUGUUGUUGCUUUGUCGGUAAUCCAUCCACCAUUAAGCCCAAUACAUAUGAUGGUAUUCUGCGCAUCUGGUCAUAAUGAUGUUUUUCAAAUGUUCAAACUCUUAAUGGUCACAAACUGUCCUGCGAUGAUUCAGUUAAAUUGCUUCAUCAAAACUGUCUUUGUAGUUUCUUGUUGCACUAUAAUGAGGAAAAGAGACUUCCAUUUUUCAGGUCUGAUCCUUGCUGAAGAAUGCAUGCAGGUUGUUCUGGCAGAACGUAAGACAGAGAAUGUCCCAGUAGGGGGCAGUCUGUCUCUGUCCUGUGUGGUCAGGCACUGUGGAGGAAACUGGACGGGAAACUGGAUGCGGACAAAUUCAACAGACAAAACGUUCAGUGAGAGGCACCAUUUGACCAGAGUGAAGCUCUCAGCCAACCAAACUAAACUCGUUUUAAAUUUAAUGAGUGUUACUCUACAAGACAAAGGUUCUUAUGGAUGCAGUGUUAAAUGGAUUCCUGGUGACACUGAGAUGGGAAAUUUGAAGUAUGUGAAUGUCACUGCAGCUGUCUCCUCUCAGAGGAGUUUAUGGCACAGGGUGCUGGUCUGUGCCGGCGCUUCUCUUUGUCUUCUCGUCAUUCUGGGAUUGGCUCGUUGUCUGAGUUCAGAGGUCAAGCCUCAGCCACUUCCUAGGGCGCUGUCCUCCCAUUCAGCUGUGUACAGAGACCAACCACACCUGGCCCCACAGCCUCCACCUCGAUGUCCUGUACCCCAGAAACGUGGUUCUUCCUCUCACAAAGCCGCCUCCAAGUCCCGACAGAAGACUGAGGUGGUGUAUGCAGACAUUUCCCAGGAUGCACUGAGACAACAGAAAGCCACCAAACCGCCUGACCAGUCCACUGUGUACUCAUCCCUCAAAUUUGUCUGACAGGUGAAAAAAAUGUCUGCUGAUGGUCAGUUAUGUAUUAUUUGGCUUGAAAAACUUUUGAAAAUCAUAAAAACAACACAAGAUACAAAAUAAUUCAGCAGGGUAAUUUGUGUCUCUGCAGCUCUAUGGGCUGUCCUGAUUACACACUCAUGUGGAAGUAAUGACUGUUUUUAGUGCCAAAAACCCUUCAUGUGCAGGUAGAAUAAUAGACAGCAAGUGGAGCAGAUAAUGAGGAGAUAUUGCAGCAACCAGCUGAACCACCCUGAGGUGCUGCAGAGAGAAAAGACUGUUUUGAAAUGUGACCAUGGACAAGCAACACAUUAAAUGCAGCCUGACCAUUUAAAAAAAAAUGUAAAAUGUACUUUGUCUGUAAUAUCUAUCUGAUGUGUUUAUGUGAAUAAAAUAUUAAAGUAUGAACAA